Molecule: messenger RNA, 411 nt
Organism: Fusarium graminearum PH-1
Lineage: Eukaryota; Fungi; Ascomycota; Sordariomycetes; Hypocreales; Nectriaceae
Exons: 1
Coding region: 1-411 (136 amino acids)
Source: RefSeq, a predicted model, not a curated record
AUGGCUACGACGGCUUUUGAGGUUGUAGAUCACUUGACUGUUGAUCCCCUUAUUGGUUUGCAAGAUACGACAAACACGGCCACUCGUGUGAGGUCACCAUUGGUCGUUGCAGACAACCAUUCCUACUUAGCAGCGUUACUUCGCCUGUUGGGAGAUCUGUCACCUGUAGUUAGUCUGAUGAACCCUUUUGAUCUAGUGUUAACACCAUUCCGCCUCAUUCUUGAUAAUGCUAUCCUCGAUACUACCAACCUCUGGAUCACAACGACUUCUGCUGAUAAGCAAAGUAGGGCGGUGAAUGGCAAACGACGACACUCGCUGAAAGAUGCUACUCACAGUUCCUGUUUCAUGCUUUCCACUAUAGUUUACGUAGAGGAACUUCAACUUCUUCCAUCCAGCAUUAGCAUAAUAUAA